Messenger RNA from Trichechus manatus latirostris (Florida manatee), 2271 nucleotides. It is a transcript of the gene NATD1, whose product is annotated as N-acetyltransferase domain containing 1. The transcript has 3 exons. The record is from RefSeq and is a predicted model, not a curated record. Lineage: Eukaryota; Metazoa; Chordata; Mammalia; Sirenia; Trichechidae. Bases 202 to 543 code for a protein of 113 amino acids.
CUGGCCCUAGGAUUUUCUUUUUCUUUAUUUUUUUGUUGCCGUUGCUGCCGUCUCCGCGGCCGCCGCCGAGUGUCAGUUUCAGCGCCACCGCCUGCGGUCUCUGCGCCUCAGCUGCCCGCCGCCUCACUCCGCAGCCGCAGCUCUGCGCGCCGGCCCCGCCGAGCGUUCUGCCCCGGGUCCGAGGGCGCCCGGCGCGCACUGAUGGCGCACUCGGCGGCAGCGGCGCCGCCGGGCGUCCUGGAGCAAGGCUGCCCCAUCCGCGUGGAGCACGACCGCCGGCGCCGCCAGUUCACCGUCCGGCUCAACGGAUGUCACGACAGGGCUGUCCUGCUCUACGAGUAUGUUGGCAAGCGGACCGUGGACCUACAGCAUACAGAAGUUCCCGAUGCCUACCGUGGGCGAGGCAUUGCCAAGCACCUUGCCAAGGCUGCGCUGGACUUCGUGGUGGAGGAGGACCUGAAGGCCCAUCUCACAUGCUGGUACAUCCAGAAGUAUGUCAAGGAGAACCCCCUGCCGCAGUACCUGGAGCGCGUGCAACCGUAACCCCAGCCCCUAAGGCGGGAAUGCUCUGUUCCGGACCUUUUCACAUGGCCUUCACCUGGCCAUCUGUGUGCUCUCAGGAAACCUCAGCCCUGUUGGGACCAGGCUCAGUUAUUUUUGUAAGGACGCCUCUCAGUGGCCCCAUCUCCAGACCCCUGGUGGCGUCCAUUUGUUUUGGAAGGAGGCCCGGGAUGGUGGGAGAGGACACUCUUCCUGCCUCCGUCCUCCUCCCCUCCUGGGCUUGUCCUCGCAACCGCCAAUGCCUCCCUCCCCAGACCGGUCAGCCCCCUUUUCCCUCUUCCCUGCAGAGAGAUGGGGGCAGAGACGGCAGGCUGAGAGUGCCAUCCCAAGAGAAGGGCUGGCAGAGGAUGCCGGUGGGUAGGGAGCUGGUUGCUGUGGUGAAGGGGGAGGCCGGGCAACAGUGGUCCCCACAACACCCACUCUGCAGAGAGGGGCAGCUUCUCAGGAGGCUGCUCCAGCCUGCCCAUGCCUGUUGGGGUGAGCAGGUGAGGACCCAGGGCCAGGACAGAGCAUGGAUAGGGACAUAUCUGUGGCUAGCCUGGGGGUCCCACCUGCUGGUCCCUGCUGUGGGCUUUCUGGAGGGACAAGGGGCAGGGCAUGUCAUCAGCGGGAAGGCUGAUUUGGAACCCCUGCUUCCACCUCCAUGGUCGAUGUCCUUUCUGCAGAUGAGGAGAGUAUUCCCUAAGGCCAGAGGAGCAGUAAGAAAUCUUGUGUGCCAGCUGCCGGGGGUGGUAGCUCCAAGCCUUGGCUGCCACCAGGGCGGCGCCUUCUCUUUCUCCUACUUUUCUGCCCUGGUGCGGGGGCAAGGCCAAGGACGAAGGAUAGUUUGCCUGAGAGAGAGGAGAAGGGGUGACUGAGUGCUGGCCCAGGCCCCGCUGUGCACACUCAACUGAGGCACACAUGUACACAUGCACACAUGUACACACGUACACAUGUAUGGGAUCUUAAGUGUGGUGGUGCCUCCAGCCAAGGGGCUGAGGGUGGGGAGCAGUUGGCUGCUGUCCUCUUUUCAGUACCCCAUUUCCUUCUCCUUUUGUCUGUCAGCUGUGCUGGAAACCGAGGCCUCCAGUCCCCACACCCCGCUGCCCCCUAUUUGUCUCUCUUCUGUCAGGAGCCCAGCCCCAGGGCUGCCAUCUGGGUGUAGCCAAAGUGAAUACAGGCCCCCUUGGCAGGGAUCCCCACUCACUAGUCACUGACGUUGUUGCCACAUGGUGGGCUUCCUCAGAGACGACGCUUCGGAGCUGGGAGGGAGGGAGGCAAAGCAUCUUUAAAUACCUGCCCUGCCGCACAAGAGGAGGGCAUGUGUCUGCCGAGGGGUUCCCUUUGCUGCUGCCAGACAUCUGCCAUGGGACACUGUGGUGGGGCGUGUCUUGGUGGCUGUGGGCCCAGGGUCCCCCCCCCAUCAGCCCCUGUGUGGAGCCUGGCUAGCCACCAGGACACACUCGGCUUUUCUGAGGGAUUCCUUUUGGGGGCAGCAGGCAUCUCUCUGGUUCGAGGUCCUUACCUCCUAUCCCUCACUCUCCACAACGGUCAGAUCCAUUCCUGCUCCUCUGUGGAACUAGAGAAGGACCCUGGAGUCUGAGUCCCUUGUGUGCUGAGAUGUCGGUCGGCAGUGAGUCCCUGGGGGAUGCCCCCCCCGCCCCCCGCAACCAGGCCACGACUCGAUGGUACAGGCAGGGGUAGAACCAGGAGCCCCACCACCAUGCCACC